AUCCACCAUUGACAUUGAAUUUCUUUAUGUUUUAUACUACUAAGAUCCCGGAGCGCUCUGCAUCAGUCCCUCAACUGCUUCGGCCGUAUGCCUAUAUUUUCAGUUCAGGUUGGAAGAAAUGUCUGCUGAUAUCUAUAAUAUUAAACCUCUGACAGAGGAUCCGAAGCGAUAUGAAGACGCAUACUACAAUGUUUUCUUCAAGCUCGCCAAAAAGGAUGUUGUUUUAGAAAAGGUGAAUCAAUAUUUUGAUGCCAAUGUGGUAAAGAUGCUCACUGAUGUAUUUGGCCGCGAUGAAGAAUUUAGUCUACUAGGGAUUGGAGUCGGCGAAGGUCCUCACGAAUUUCACUUCCUAAAGAGUCUGCAAUCUUACUAUCCAUCAAUAUGCAAUGUGGCUGUGGAUCCCAAUGAAGGCAUGUUACAAACGUUUAAAGAUAGAGUUUCUUCUUUAAAUACAAAUGGGAAAGGCUCUGUCUCCUAUCAUGGGUUCGGUGGUCCAUUAUCUGAGUUUUUUGCUGGGAGUCCAUUGGCGAAGAAAAAGUACAAUCUUAUCACAUCCAUACAUUCACUCUACUACACCGGUGACCUUGAAACGACCUUCACCCAUAUGACAUCCAUGAUGAAAGACAAUGGUUUUAUCAUCAUCGUAUGUAAGAACGAUAGCCUCAUGAGCAAAACAUUCCACAAGUUAUCGUGGCUGUCAGAGAGCACACAAUCAAACGACCGACUGUCAUCAAAGACUGUAAGAGAGUUUGUUGAAAGCCAAGGUUAUAACGUCACCACUGUCGACAUAUCCGCCCAAUGGGACAUUACUGAAUUAUUCAAAGACCAGUCAGAAUUUGGAGACAAACUCAUGGACUUCUGCACCCAGACAGCAUAUUUUCGACAAACAGCGCCCUCUGCGAUACUAGAUGACCUGAUGGCUUUUUGGCGUUCAAUUUCGACCCAGGAUGACAAUGGACGUGUUUUCACCCCUGCCCAUGAUGAAAUACUUCUUGUCUCAAAAUAAUUACAUUUAUGAUUACAACUCCUCUACUAUAAAAGCCAUAUCACUCAAAAGUCUUAUGUUAUUCAUAUGGUCAACUUGGACCAAGUUUGAAGCUGUAUGGUUGAAUCGUUUAAGUAACAGGCAAGCUUCUAUACAUAAAUAUUAUUCUAUGAAAUAAUCGUGACCGCCUGGAUGCAAAUUUUACAAGUUAUUGGUGGACUGCCACCUAUACAUUAUGAUCUUGAUGCUUUACCAAUACCGCUUAGUAUUUUCACCAAUUACUGGAAUGGAUUAUAUUUUCCGGUAAUAGUAUCAACAGGGAGGAGAUUAAAUAAUGGUUAUGAUGAAUCUGAUAUAACUUGCAUAGUUACGUUUCCUGC
This is a messenger RNA of Lytechinus variegatus (green sea urchin), 1365 nucleotides long. RefSeq names its product histamine N-methyltransferase B-like. The record is from RefSeq and is a predicted model, not a curated record. Lineage: Eukaryota; Metazoa; Echinodermata; Echinoidea; Temnopleuroida; Toxopneustidae. The transcript has 3 exons. Bases 119 to 1006 code for a protein of 295 amino acids.